Hyla sarda is the source of this 3986-nucleotide messenger RNA. It is a transcript of the gene STYXL2, whose product is annotated as serine/threonine/tyrosine interacting like 2. The transcript has 6 exons. Gene Ontology annotation, cellular component: cytoplasm. The record is from RefSeq and is a predicted model, not a curated record. Gene Ontology annotation, molecular function: protein tyrosine/serine/threonine phosphatase activity; MAP kinase phosphatase activity. The coding region runs from base 63 to 3422 and encodes 1119 amino acids. Gene Ontology annotation, biological process: negative regulation of MAPK cascade; protein dephosphorylation. Lineage: Eukaryota; Metazoa; Chordata; Amphibia; Anura; Hylidae.
UAAAAAUCAUCUAGCAAAAGCAACAGCGCAGUACUACCUUAUGAACACAAGAUUGACCCGCCAUGGCGUCCGGCCGUGAGCAAGACAGCGAGCAAGUGGUCCCUGAUGAAGGUGAAAAAGAAGAAGAUGACGUUUUGGCCGUCCAGGCCCGAUACUUGCGCAGCCCAUCCCCCACCAACUUCUCCAUGGUCUCAGACGCCUACACAGAGAGCAUCUUCAUGGAACCGAUCCACCUAUCAUCCGCAAUAGCCGCCAAGAAGAUUAUAAGCGAAGAACUGAAGACCAAGGAGGUGAAGGUGGAGCCGAUGAGCCCGGGCCUCCUGGAGUCCGCCGAGCAGCUCCUGGUGGAGGACCUCUACAACCGGGUCAAGGAGAAGAUAGAUGACCGCAGCUUGUUCAACACCCCGUGUGUCCUGGAUCUGCAGAGGGAACUCCUCAAGGACCACAUGGAAUCUCCACUCAACGAAGUCGAUGAAGUCUGGCCCAAUGUCUUCAUCGCUGAGAAGAGUGUGGCGGUCAACAAGGGACGUCUGAAGCGAAUGGGCAUCACCCACAUCCUCAAUGCCGGACAUAACACCACCGUCUUCACCGGGCCCAACUUCUACACCGGGAUGGAAAUCCAAUACAUGGGCGUGGAGGUCGACGACUUCCCUGACUGUGACAUCUCCAAGUUCUUCCGCCCGGCCGCUGAGUUCCUGGAUGAGGCGCUUCUGACCUACAGGGGUAAAGUUUUGGUGAACAGUGAGAUGGGGAUGAGUAGAUCUUCCGUCCUGGUCGCAGCCUACUUGAUGAUUUUCCAUCACAUGACUAUCCUAGAGGCCCUCAUGACCUUACGCAAGAAACGGGCCAUUUACCCCAAUGACGGUUUUAUAAUGCAGCUUCGAGAGCUCAACGAAAAACUGCUGGAAGAACGUGAAUAUUCUGACGGAUUAGACGACGGCGACACCAAUAGUCAGGGCUCGGUUGUAGAAGCCAAGACACACUCUAUAGUGGUAGAAGAAGAAGACGGAGAGAGCAUAAUGGGAGCCAAAGUUCAUUCUAUUACUUUUGAGGAAGAGGACACGACUAGCAUUAUGGGGAGUGCCAUGAGCAUGGCAGGAAAGUCAAGUGUAGUGUCCAAGCAGCCGACACUCAUCGACGAGGAUGAGGAAGAGAAAAUCUACGAAGAAUGGAGAAGAAAACAAGGACUUCCACCAAGGGAAAUACCGAAGAAGGAAAACGAGCAAAUCAUGAAACUUCCGGAAGAAGGAGAUGUGAGCGACGACGACCUAAGACAGAUGAUUUAUAACUGGCAGAAGGAAAAUGCCAAAUAUCAUUCCGUUGACCCCGGAGAUGAUGGAAGUUCUAUGAUGAGUGAGAGAUGUUAUACACCGAGUGAGAUCAGUGACGUGGAGAGUGUCACCUCCCAAGAGAUUCGGAUGUUGAAACAACAAUUUGAAGCAAGUCGAAGGAACCGAAUGGCCCGAGGACGUUCUGACUCCGAAUCAACUGAAAGUACCUGGGAUAUGUGGAACCAAAGACUCAUGGAGAUCGAGAAGGAAGCCGUAUCAAAGAGUGAUGAGAAGGACAAGAAGAAGGAGAAGGAUAUCGAUGAAGAGAGCCUGUGCUCGGAAGCGAGUUCUCUAUUCAACUUUUGUAAAAAGAACAAACACAAGUUGACUCCUCUGGAAAGGUGGAAAAUUAAGAGAAUUCAGUUUGGGUUUCACAAGAAAGACUCGGAAGCAUCGGAUGGCCAAACCAAAGAGGAGAAUGGUGAGAAGAAAGAUGAAGACCAGAUGAGUCAAUCGGAUGUAAACAUAUCGGCUUACCAGGCCUGGAAGAUGAAGCACCAGAAGAAAGUAGGCAACGAAAAUAAGGAUGAAAUUGUGGAACUGGCCAAAGGAGAAGACACUGCAAGUAUCAAGCGCAAACAGAGGCGGGCUGAGAUCUUAGAACGUUCUAAGCAGACCUUGGAAGAAAGCCAAUCUAUGUGUGGUUGGGAUACUGAAAGUUCUAUAAGUGGUACCAUCCCAUUGUCAGCGCUAUUCCAGACUGCUCCGUCAUCUGGCAGUGGUGAUGCCGCCUCAGUGUUGAGCAUGCAGAGCAACAGAUCCCAUCAGUCCCAGGCUAGAAGCACUGUCAGCCAAGCACAAGUCCCUACAACAGUCAACUUACCACCUGGGGCAGAUGCUAUUUCCAUAGCGGGUAUUCAGAACUGGAUAGCCAACGUAGUGAACGAAACCAUUGCUCAGAAACAGAACGAGAUCAUGAUGAUGUCCCGUGCUUCUUCAGCCAUGAGCAUGGCUUCCGGGGACCUUGGAAGAAGGGCAGAUGAUGAUAGAUCUUCCAUACUUAGUGCGGCAAUAGGUUCAAGUCUCUCAGGUACGGCAUUUCAGCAACGUGACCAUAAAAGCUCAGACUCAGUGUUGUCUUAUAAUACAUCAACCGGCUCAGCUACAAAUAUACCAAGUACUAAAAGAAAAAUUACCCAAACGAGUGUCCCACUUUUUGGACUGUAUAUGGAUGACGUGGAUCUAAAAAAGCUCAACCAGAAAGAAAACGAAAUUAGAGAAGAGUUGACCGAGAAGCUGACCCAGUAUCGAAAGGAAAAAGUCGUCUCUGACAACAAGCGAAGCUACAUGUACAGAAAGAAAAAGGCUAAAGGCACCGAAGAGGAUGAUGAAGACGAAGAGAAGGAAAGUGUUCUGAGCUCGAAAUUCCAAAGUUCUAGGUUGUCCUCAAAUCAAGAAUGGAAAAAAUCUGAAAAAACAUCUUACCUAGGUAACCUCAGCCACUUUUCAGGUGCCAACUCUACAAGUUCAGAUGUGGAAACCAAUGUAAGCAAAUGGCUGAGUGGUGUAAACGUAGAAAGGGCCUCAUCAUCUUAUAGUGAAAGAUCUUAUGAAAAGUCAAAAAGAUCCGAACAUGAGCAAGAAAUUAACUCUCAGAUCAACGGGCACUCAAGGAAGCCUUCCGAACAAGACAAAGAGGACUAUACGUCUCAUCAGAGCUACAGGGACUCCACCAGGGCCACAUCCAGAUUCUCAAUGUCUUCUGAAGAAGAGUACGAUGUCAGACGCACUAAAGUCUACGAAUCCCAAAGCCCUGAACCCUACCUCAGUAACCGCGUGCGAGAACACAAUGGGUUAGAAGACGUCGAUGUACCAAACACUAGACCGCCUAGAAGAAGUCACCUAACAGAUCAUGAAGAUUCCGAUGUCUCAAACAGGAUGGAUCUGGGAUCCACAAGAGGAAGGUUCAAGAACGAUGAAGACGAGAAGAAAGACACCUUGGAAAGUGACAGCUCUGGAGAGCGAUGGUCUCGGAAUAGAAAGACCAAAGAAGAAACGGAGGAAAUGGAUGAUGACGACAUAAUCGCUGCAUGGAGGAGCCGACAGGAGGAGAUGAAAGCAAGAAUCAGGAGGUGCAAGGAGGAGGACUGAAUCACUCCAGACUGCAGUCGAGGAUAACUAGAGGUUUUCUAUGAAAAAUAAGUCUGUGAUAGCUGAAGUGGACUAUUCCAUUUAGCUGCCCGGUUCUCUUCUCUUUUGGCUCCUUUGUAGCCUUGGCAACAGGUUCAAAGGCCCCUUGAGUUUUUUGUAUUGCAGUAUGUAGGCAGAAUGUGCCCUGCCAAGCUCUUGGCAACAUUUUAUGUGUCUCUCAAAGGUUUUUUUUCUUCCACUUUAAAAGCUGAAUUAGUAAAUCAUUGAGAAUUCUACAACCUUUUAAAAUACUUUGUUUCCAUGUUUUGCUUCCUCAACAUUUUUAAUAUUUCUGCUUGCUGCUAAAGAAAGAGAGCACUCCUGUAUAUAUUCAGAGGUAGUAAUCCUGCACAUAGCUAGUCCUGCUCUCAGCUGAGAAGUGAUACAAUUGUUUCCCGUCUAGACAAUGCUCUGUGAGCUAAACAUCCUGCACUCCAGACUGAUACAUUGUACAUAGCUAGUCCUGCUCUCAGCUGAGAAGUGAUACACUUGUAUCCAGUCUAGACAAUGCUCUGUGAGCUAAAC